AUUUGCUGAUAUUCCGUAGAAUUACCGGCGAUCGUUCCGUAUGGACCCCCUCGCUUGAACUAAAUUCCUGUACCCGACUGUGAUGCUAGUGAACUUGGCCUGGGUCAUUCCGAGAAAAUUCCGCUAAAAUGAGUACUACAGCUCAGCAAGGGUCCGUUCUGGACGUUCUCAAGAAGAAGAUGCGACAGAGUCGCGAGGAGAUGGAGAAAUUCCAAGAGGAAUCUGAAGAGAAUUACCGCCAAUGGAAUUUGGAAAAGAAACGGCGUGAAGAUGCUGAAGCCGAAGUCGCAGCCUUGAACAGGAGAAUCCAAUUGCUCGAAGAAGACUUGGAAAGGUCCGAGGAACGGCUCAACACUGCCACUUCCAAGUUGGCCGAAGCUUCGCAAGCAGCCGAUGAAUCCGAAAGAAUACGGAAGGCUUUGGAAAAUCGAACAAACAUGGAAGACGAUCGCGUGUCCAUUUUAGAGUCGCAACUCGCGCAGGCCAAGAUGAUCGCUGAAGAGGCCGACAAGAAAUACGAAGAGGUUGCCCGGAAGUUAGUCAUUCUAGAGACCGACUUGGACCGUGCUGAGGAACGAGCUCAGCAAGGAGAAACGAAAAUCGUGGAGCUCGAGGAAGAAUUGAGAGUCGUUGGCAACAACUUGAAAUCCUUGGAGGUGUCUGAGGAAAAGGCGACCCAAAGGGAGGAGGAAUUCGAAAAGCAGAUCAAAUCGUUGACUUCUCGCCUCAAGGAGGCUGAAGCUCGUGCUGAAUUUGCCGAGAGAUCGGUGCAGAAACUGCAGAAGGAAGUGGACAGGCUCGAGGACGACUUGCUCGUGCAGAGGGAGAAAAAUAAGCAGUUGAACGAGGAAAUGGAAGCCACUUUGCAGGAUAUCCAGAACAUAAUAUCGAAGUGGAAGCUCCGAGAUGAUGUCGUGAAAGAGCGAGAGAAAUACAAGGGCCUGACGGACGAGUUGAGCAAAACAUUCACGGAAAUUUCGGGCUAUUAACCCCGAACGCUGGUGGAUUUCUGCAACGUAGCAGAAAGCAAGAAAAAAACAAAGUCUCCUCAUAUCCUCGCACUGUUUUCUCGAAAUCUUCUUUUUUCUGCGCGCAAAAAAAAAUUGCUCGUCAUUUGUCUCUGUCCUCAAUUCUGCAUUUGCUCCUGCAACCCCGAUGACGUUUGUGCAUAUGUUAUUCUAUCGCGGAAUGACUGUUUUUUUUUUUGUGUGUCUGUCUUCCUUUUUCGUCACGGUAUGUUGCCAUUAUCGAGGCACCGCACGACUGCACAAAAGAAAUAACUCUUUCAUAGGAAAUCGUGUAACGCUCUAUUCCAUCUGUUUUCACCUCUUGGCUUUUUUUUUGUGUGUGACCAAGUAUGUGUAGAUGAGAGAGAGGAGUGGAUGAGUAGGAUAUUUAUUCAGGAACAAGUUGUACAGAAGCUUGCUUGUCCUCGUGGAUGGUGCGGUUUUUUUUUUGUGUGUGUGAGUCUGGCUUUUGUUUUUUUUCCUGAUCACGAGGAAGGAAUCAAAUGGAAACGAGUCGUUUCUUGCGGAACAGAAGUUUUUUUUUUGCAAUGAUUUUUCUCUUCGAGUUUGUGGGAAGAACAUUAUAGGACUGAAAUUCAU
Molecule: messenger RNA, 1607 nt
Organism: Notodromas monacha
Lineage: Eukaryota; Metazoa; Arthropoda; Ostracoda; Podocopida; Cyprididae
Source: the annotation of a GenBank genome assembly